GAACUUCCUGAUGGUGGGCUCGGUUUGAUCUUCCAACUGACGUGAAACUCGUUUCUCAAUAAUAGCAGUAUCAAAGACAAGAUAUGACAUUUAGUUUAUUAUUUAUUUAGUACAUUGUUAUUUCAUUAAUUUAGUUUUAUGUCUGUGUAUCUCGGUAUUUAUUUUAAUGAUGGGCUGACAGAGUACUUGAGUGGACGUGCUCCGGAACGUUGCAUGUGUUGUGACUGUGAUCGACUGCGGUGCAUUUCCGCUUCCCACCGAAGUAUACGGUCGCGUCGCGCUCCAGCUGCGGUUCGAUGGUUCGAUUGAGGACCUGAAGUGGCUUCAGACAUGGACACAGCUCUUCUGCCACCACCGCCUCUGCCACCGCCUCAGCCAGGAAGCUGGGCUCCCAAAACCCACCUGAAACCUCAGGACGCUGCAAUGCCUUAUAACAUUCACCCUCCCAUCCAGGAGACAAAUCCGACAGCGGGGGCGCUACCUGAUGCUCAGGGUGAAGAAGCUCCACCGAUAUUCCAAGAGCAAGAUGGACAAGAAGACAAUCACUCUGACAGUGAAGAGAUAUGCCCUCCGGUGCAGGAAACUGACCCUGCACCACAGGCGUGUCACGACCCACAGGUCACAGAGCAGCAAGAUGAACAAUCCACUCACAUGGACCUGGCUGGAGAAGGCCGAUUGGCCUGAAGCACUUUAGUUAUGAAAUAUCAAAGCUGUGUAUUUACUUGAAAAUGCUGCUCUGAGCUCCACCUGAAACACCAUAACGUGGUAUAAUUGAGAAGGCACGUUGCUUUAUGUCCAGGCCAAAGAUGUUUGAACAUGUUAUUUCAGCCUUCAGUCAACUUCAAUCUCAUUACCUGCAGCAGAGCAGAUCAUUUAGAGCUUUGCUUUAUUCAUACAAAUCCCCACCGUAUACUUUAUAGUGCCUUUGAGAUGAAAGCUUGAAGAUGGACAUUUUUAGUGACAUCUAAAAGAAGCAGAUUGUAAAUAACACCAAAAUUAUAAAAUAUAUGGACCGAGAGUAACAGUAAUCUGAAUGUAUAUAUAUAUAAGUUGUCACUACUAUUCCUUAAAGGGAAACUACCACAUAUUCCACAAAAAGGUGUUUUGUCAUUGGAGGUAUUAUUCACCCUGUAUCGUUUUUCUCUGUAUACUCUGAGUUUAGAGUAGCGAACUGAAGGUGAUUGACAAUCAUAUUGCUCAGGAUUUAAUUUAAUCUCAUUUCGUGUUUUCUAAUUGCACAUUUUGAUCAGAUUUGUUUUUGCCUCCUUUAAAAUAAAACAUGAAUUAAAUCCAAA
Messenger RNA from Scophthalmus maximus (turbot), 1295 nucleotides. Its product is annotated as velvet complex subunit 2. The record is from RefSeq and is a predicted model, not a curated record. The coding region runs from base 331 to 684 and encodes 117 amino acids. NCBI's taxonomy places the organism in Eukaryota, Metazoa, Chordata, Actinopteri, Pleuronectiformes, Scophthalmidae. The transcript has 4 exons.